AUGGGAAUAGGCUGGAUCCUCAAACCCCUCGCAGUCGCAUCUGCAGUCGCCUUUUCCACCCUCGGCGUUCUGUCCCGCUCCUCGCAGAGAGCCCGUCUGUACUUCAACGCCACCAUCUUUAUCGCUACCCUCGGCGCGGCCAGCGCCUGGGGUGUUGUCAUCUCUGUCCUCGCUAGUCUUACAGGCCAGCGUUUCAACAUCAACUACUAUGGCGCUCGUUCAUUUUAUCAAAUCUGUAGCCCCCUUAUCGGCGUCACCUGCGAGGUCGAGGGCGAGGAGCACAUUAAGAAGCUGCUCACCGCUAACAACGGCAAGCCCCAGUCGGCCGUCAUCAUUGGCAACCACCAGUCGGCCUUUGACAUUCUCUAUCUCGGCAAGAUCCUUCCCAAGCGCUCCUCCAUCAUGGCCAAGAAGGAGCUCAAGUGGUCGCCUGUCCUCGGCCAGUUCAUGUGGUUGUCCGGUGCCGUCUUCAUCGACCGCAAGAACCGCAAGAACGCCCUCAAGACGGUCCAGCAGGCUGGCGACCAGAUGAAGAAGAACGGUGUCUCUCUCUGGAUCUUCCCCGAGGGCACCCGCGCUUCCCACGCCGAGCCCGCUCUCCUCCCAUUCAAGAAGGGCGCCUUCCACCUCGCCGUUCAGGCGCAGAUUCCCAUCGUUCCCGUCGUUUGCGAGAACUACCACCACCUCUUCGACGGACGCACCCGUCUUGACCCCGGUAACCUCAAGGUCAAGGUGCUUCCUCCGAUUCCGACGAAGGGCCUCACCGCCGACGACGUCAAUGAGCUGCUCGAGAAGACCCGGGAACAGAUGCUCUCGACGCUGCGCGAGAUCUCCACUUCGGCCAAGGCCAUCGAGGCGCCUGCCGACGAGGUCGUCGAGGAAAAGUUCAGGCCCGAGGCCAUCAUCGACUCUGCGCCCGAGAAGCUGCUCGAGCCCGAGGCCAAGGCGUCGAGCCCCAGCACGACCGAGGACGAGAUGGAGGGCGACGCUGUGCUCCUGAAGCGCCCGAAUGCCGGCGCUGUUGCCCAGUAA
Trichosporon asahii var. asahii CBS 2479 is the source of this 1032-nucleotide messenger RNA. RefSeq lists its product as uncharacterized. Gene Ontology annotation, biological process: phosphatidic acid biosynthetic process. The transcript is spliced from 4 exons. NCBI's taxonomy places the organism in Eukaryota, Fungi, Basidiomycota, Tremellomycetes, Trichosporonales, Trichosporonaceae. Bases 1 to 1032 code for a protein of 343 amino acids. Gene Ontology annotation, molecular function: 1-acylglycerol-3-phosphate O-acyltransferase activity. The record is from RefSeq and is a predicted model, not a curated record. Gene Ontology annotation, cellular component: endoplasmic reticulum; membrane.